AUGCCCACAGCAGCAGAAGGCGCAGCAACAGCAAGAGCAGCAGCAGCAGCAGCAGCAGCAGCAGCAGCAGCAGCAACUCAAACUGCUGAUGUAGAGAUAUCAGGCGAAGAAGAAAAAGCCAGAGAAUUGGGUGAAGGUACUUCAGCGCAGCAGCAGCAGACCGGCAGUAGCCGCAGCAGCAAGUCCGCAGCAGCUGCAGCAGCGCAGCACGAGCAGGUCAGCAGCAGCAGCAGCAGCAACUGCUGCUGCUGCAGAUGGAGACAAGGCCGUCUUCGGUGUCUCUUAUGGAUGACAGAAGACUCAUGUGGGGAGUCUCCAGCAGCAGCAGCAGAUCGAGCAGCUGCUGCUGCUGUCGUUGCCGCUGGAGCUGCACUGCAGCAGCAGCAGCCACAGCAACAGCAAAACUACGGCGCCCGUUUCGCUGAACUUCAUGCAGCAGCAGCAGCUGCAGCAGCAGCAGCAGCAGCAGCAGCAGAACCAGCCGCUGCUGCAGCUGAUGACUUCGGCUUAGGGGCGCCGCCCGCUCUGCUUCAGGCUACUGCUGUUGCUGCUGCUGCUGCUGUCCGCAGCAGCAAGAGCAGCAGCAGCCUAGAUAGAGAGGGAUCACCAUGCCCAUCCCCUUCGCCUAAGCAGCAGCAGCAGCAGCAGCAACAGCAACAGCAGCAGCAGCAACAACAGCAGCAUCAGCAGCAGCAGCAACAGCAGAGCGCUGCUUUCGAAAAGUCGCAGACGCAGUACCUAGGAGCUCAUGAGUGUCUGCUGCCCUUGCAGCAGCAGCAGCAGCAGCAACUUCUGCCGCCACUGCAGCAGCAGCCGCUUCUGCUGCAGCAGCAACUUCUGCAGCAGCAAAGGGAGCGCCUCCGGUGUGAGGAGCAGCAGCUGCGGCUGAGGCUGCAGCAGCUGCAGCAAGAGAAUGCGGAGCGCUCUGCAGCCGCUGCAGCUGCCACCGCAGCAGCAGCAGCAGCAGCAAGUGCAGCAGGAGAGCAAGCUGACUGGAGCAGCAGCUACUGCAGCACCAGCAACCGAGGCAGCAAGACAGGCCAACGCAGCAGCAGCAGCAGCAGCAGCAGCAGCUCUCCUUCUGUCACGUUGCUGGUGCAGCAACUGGAGCAGCAGGAGCAGCACCUUCGCUUGCUGCGGCGGAACGAACAGCAGCAGCAGCAGCAGCAGCAGCAGCAGCAGCAGCAGCAGCAACGGCAACAGCAGCAGCAAGAGGCUUUAGCUGCUCUAAACCAUCAGUGGGAGGUUUCUUCGUGGGGCAGCCGCUGCAGCAGCACCAGUGCAGCAACUUGCUGCUGCGGCCCCACAGCCCCGAGAGCAGAUGUGCUGCUGCUGCAGCAGCAGAGCUGCUGCAUGCACUGCGACCAAGAGCAGCAGCAGCAGCAGCAGCAGCAGCAGCAGCAGCAAGUGCUGCGCGAGUCUCUAAAGGAGUGCCCUGAGUGCCACAAGAGUCUCCUCGUGGAGCUCGUCAGGCGCUGCUCCCCAGAGCAGCAGCAGCAGCACAGCAGCAGCAGCAGCAGCAGCAGCAGCAGCAGCAAGUUCCUGCGGGUGAAGCAGCAGCAGCCGCCGGGCUUCUGCCGCUGCUGGGACCUCGUUAGUGGGGAGACAGCCCUGGCAGCAGCAGAUGCUGCAGCACUGCAGCAGCAAACCAGGGAGCGAGACACAGCAGCAGCAGCAGCAGCAGCAGCAGCAGCAGAAAGAGCCCCCUCCCCCUCCGUGUGGACAUGGGCACUUCAAAAUUUGCUGCUAGAUAUCUAG
Eimeria necatrix is the source of this 1758-nucleotide messenger RNA. RefSeq lists its product as hypothetical. The coding region runs from base 1 to 1758 and encodes 585 amino acids. NCBI's taxonomy places the organism in Eukaryota, Apicomplexa, Conoidasida, Eucoccidiorida, Eimeriidae. The record is from RefSeq and is a predicted model, not a curated record. The transcript has 3 exons.